Scomber japonicus (chub mackerel) is the source of this 1307-nucleotide messenger RNA. RefSeq names its product double C2-like domains, delta (gene doc2g). The record is from RefSeq and is a predicted model, not a curated record. The transcript has 10 exons. Gene Ontology annotation, cellular component: membrane. NCBI's taxonomy places the organism in Eukaryota, Metazoa, Chordata, Actinopteri, Scombriformes, Scombridae. Bases 1 to 1281 code for a protein of 426 amino acids.
AUGAGUGUCUCCAAACCACCGCCGCCACCCUCCACCUCUCACCUGGCCAUACCCCCUUCCUCUACCUCCAACCCCUCUUCAUCUGCCACCUCCCCCUCGACAACACCCCACUCCUCUGCCCUACCCCCUCCCUCACCGGUCAAAAUCUCUAUGCAGGAGCACUUUGCCAUAAAUGUGUGCCCGGGCCCCAUCCUCCCCAUCCCACAGAUCUCAGACUUCUUCCCGCGUUUUCACGACUACCCCUGCACGCCACCGCCCCCAAGAGAGAAGAAGAUCCUGAAAGAAGAGACUUUCAACGGGGAGACGGGUGUAGGAUACAAAGAUGGGGAGAGGGUGGUGGACAACGAUGGAGACAGGGAGGAAGCGGUUGACUCUGAUGAUGAUGACACCUACCUGGGAACAUUGGAGUUCACCCUACACUUUGAUCAGGAAAACAACUGUCUUCACUGUACCAUUAACAAGGCAAAGGGACUGAAAGCCAUGGACUCCAAUGGGCUGGCUGAUCCAUACGUCAAGCUUCAUCUUCUCCCCGGGGCUAGCAAGGCGAACAAGCUACGCACAAAAACCCUGAAGAAUACGCUGAACCCUGUGUGGAAUGAAACGCUGGUGUAUCAUGGUAUCACAGCGGCUGACAUGACCACCAAAACACUCAGGCUGUGCGUGUGUGAUAUGGACAGACUCGGACGAAAUGAAUUCAUUGGAGAGGUGAGAGUGGCACUGAAGAAACUGAGAGAGGGGGAGAACAAACGAUACAAUAUGGGCCUGGAGAGAAUUGCACAGAAUAAAGAAACUAACAAUCAAAUGGUGGAGCCAGGAGCGGUGGUGGCAGAAGAGGAGCGUGGUCGCAUCCUGGUGUCACUGUGCUAUAACACAGAGAAGGGCUGCCUGCUGGUUGGGAUCAUACGCUGUGCCCAUCUGGCUGCCAUGGACUCCAAUGGCUACUCUGACCCCUUUGUCAAAAUCAUCUUGCAGCCAGAUAUGGGGAAAAAGUCAAAGUACAAGACUUCAGUGAAGAAAAAGACUCUCAACCCUGAGUUCAAUGAGGAGUUUUCAUACGAAGUCACCCUGGACCACCUGGCAAAGAAAACCCUUGAGAUCUCUGUCUGGGACUACGACUUGGGAAUGAGCAACGACUUCAUAGGUGGAGUGGAAUUGGGCAUCAAUGCAAGCGGACAGAGACUCAGACACUGGUUUGACUGUCUCAAAAACAAAGGGAAGAAAGUGGAGUACUGGCAUACGCUCACACAGCAAGGAGCCCCGAUCAGUGACAAACCGGACUAGAUUACACACACAGGACAUUCUUGCAU